Gadus chalcogrammus (walleye pollock) is the source of this 1573-nucleotide messenger RNA. RefSeq lists its product as uncharacterized. Lineage: Eukaryota; Metazoa; Chordata; Actinopteri; Gadiformes; Gadidae. The transcript is spliced from 4 exons. The record is from RefSeq and is a predicted model, not a curated record. Bases 259 to 1485 code for a protein of 408 amino acids.
UUAUUAUCUUAAUGGAAUUGCUGUGCGUAACAGCAUUCAUGGAACUCCAGUCAGCUCCCCCAACUAAUUAGGAACAGUGAUUAUGAAUGACUAGCACCUUGUUUUCAACCAAUCAGUGACAGAGAAGAAUGAGAUUGGAUGUACAGAACAUUUAUUAAGAACCUUCCCCAGCUGAGGUGAUAUCAUUCCGUAUGUUUUGAGUGGAAUUGUAGUGGUUGAUCUGGUGUCACGGUUUUACCGCGGUAUCUGUCCCCUGCCAUGGCUCUCAAAAGGGUACUGCGAUUGUCUGUCCUACUUGUUGGCUGUCAAGUAAUUGCUUCCAGGAAUGGGUUGGCUGGGAAGCUUGGAUAUGCACAAGGGCUGGUCCAAACCCCCAUAUAUCAGCCCUAUGAAGAGCAGACUGGAUCCGCUCCCCAGCAGAAACCAUGGAUGCCCAACCAAAAGCAAACCCUCAUGACAGCACAGACACAAAAUAGCUCAUUGCCCAACCACCAAGAGCAGCAGCAGCAGCCUCGUGGCUACCAGCAACAGCAGCAGCAGCAGCCUCAUGGCUACCACCAGCAGCAGCCUCAUGGCUACCACCAGCAGCAGCCUCGUAGCUACCAGCACCAGCAGCAGCAGCCUCGUGGCUACCAGCAGCAGCCUCGUGGCUACCAGCAGCAGCCUCCUGGCUACCAGCACCAGCACCAGCCUCGUGGCUACAACCACCACCAGCAGCAGCAGCCUCCCCGUGGCUACCGCCAGCAGCAGCAGCCUCCUCGUGGCUACCGCCAGCAGCAGCAGCCUCCUCGUGGCUACCGCCAGCAGCAGCAGCCUCCUCGUGGCUACCGCCAGCAGCAGCAGCCUCCUCGUGGCUACCGCCAGCAGCAGCAGCCUCCUCGUGGUUACCGCCAGCAGCAGCAGCCUCGUGGCAACCAGGAGCAGCAGCAGCAGCCUCGUGGCUACCAGCAGCAGCCUCCCGACUUCCCGAAGAAGCAGCCUCAAGGCAACUAUCUCUUGGAGCAGCGUCUACACCCGCAGCUAGUUGAAAAGCAUCCUAGCAUUGUGCCCAAGCUUUGUACCGCGAUUGCGAAUAUAGCUAGCUGGCUGCAAGGUCCCAGCUGUGUCCAAAAAAAAAAGCCACUACUCAGUGAUGAGCUAGGGGAACAUCAACUGCGCCUAGAUCUGCUGAAAAUUCUGCACGCGUUCCCAAGUUGGCUGCAUUCCUCGGGUUCCAUUCCCGAGCAGAAUCCAUACAUUCCCCCCGAGCAUGAAGAACCGGAGAAACCUAUGCAGCAGCAGCAUUCAUCUAUGCAGCACCCUAUGCAAAUGCACCCUAUGCAGAUGCAGCAGCCGUCUAUGCAGAUGCAGAUGCAGCCGAUGCAGAUGCCUCAACAGCAAGGACCUGUCUACAUGCCCCAGCAGAAGCCGCCGCCCAUGCAGCAGAUGAAGCUGCCGCCCAUGCAGCAGAUGAUGCCUCAACGGCAGUAUCCACGUAAAGGGUGAUUACUGGAGGGUCCACAGUGAAGCAGAGUUCAACCAUUCAUCUGCCUACAGAAAUGUAUAAUAAAAUACUUAAUUUUAUAUUGCUUCU